Messenger RNA from Malaya genurostris, 1671 nucleotides. It is a transcript of the gene noi, whose product is annotated as splicing factor 3A subunit 3. The transcript is spliced from 3 exons. Gene Ontology annotation, biological process: mRNA splicing, via spliceosome. NCBI's taxonomy places the organism in Eukaryota, Metazoa, Arthropoda, Insecta, Diptera, Culicidae. The coding region runs from base 127 to 1581 and encodes 484 amino acids. The record is from RefSeq and is a predicted model, not a curated record. Gene Ontology annotation, molecular function: zinc ion binding; RNA binding. Gene Ontology annotation, cellular component: spliceosomal complex; nucleus.
UUCACGUCUCACCAAGCUACUCAAUCGGUCUCAUUUCGUUUCGAGCUGUCAAUACGUUUUGAAUGCGUUUGGCUUUGCUCCAGCAGAAAAUUUGUUUUUGAUUGUGAGAAAAAGCACACCCGUAAAAUGGAAACAAUCUUUGAAAUUCAACGCCGCUUACACGAGGAGUGCGAUCGGCUGGUGAUGUCGAUGUCGGAGGAACUUCAGAUGCCGAAAAAAACGACCAAGGAAAAGGUGCUGGCCGAUCAUCGUAUAAAAAUUUAUCUGGAACGGUAUCAGAGCUGCAGUCGGUCGCUGCUGGAACUGUACCAGGACAAGGAUGGCGAACGAAAGCAGGAAAUUACCAACAUGAGUGUGAACGAGUUUAAGGAGUUCUACAGUCAGUUCAAUUCGUUGGUGGAGUUCCAUCAGAACCAUGGGAACAAUGUGGCCGUACCGGCUUCAAUCGAGUUCGCCAAACUGCGGGAACAGUUGAAUGAUCCCAGCUAUUUGAUGGAGAUAGUGAAGUUCAGUGACGUCGAGAACUAUGGGCAGUAUCUGGAUCUGCACGAGUGUUACAACAGCUACAUCAAUCUGAAGGGAAUCGACAAAAUCGACUACAUUACGUAUCUGUCGGAGUUCAACAAGUUCGCGGAUGUGCCCAAAAAGCAGAAGAAUUUAAAAUAUAAAAUCUACUUGGAGCUGUUGCACGAGUACCUGUACGGUUUCAUCACCCGAAGCCGGCCGCUGUUUUUCGAGCUGGACCACACGGUCAAGCGGAAUGAGCUGCAGUUUGAGGAUUUGUGGAAAAACGGUGAAGCACCCGGUUGGGAAAGGGGCAAAGACGUGGAGGAUGAUGCGAUGAUUAAUUUGAAUGAAUUUUUCAAGUGGGAAGAUUUGACCUAUUUGGGGCUAGAUCGGUUGAAAGCGGCUCUUCAGGCUAUCGGAAUGAAAUGCGGUGGCACACUGGAGGAGCGUGCCCAGCGGCUGUUUGCGUGCAAGGAAGAUAAAAACAAGGAGAACGAACGGAAACGGCUGAUGUACAACCAAAAGGACAAGGAUAUUGCGCUGCUGGAGUAUAAAAUUACUAAACUGACGGAGUUGGUGGAUGAUCAGAUUUAUGAGACGAAGGUCAAUCUGCAGCGGAAGCAGGCACGCUACAUGGUGGACGAAAGUGACGAUGACAGUAUGGACGAGGUAGAGUCGGAUGACGACGAUGGAAUUCCGUACAAUCCGAAGAACCUGCCGCUCGGUUACGACGGUAAACCGAUUCCCUACUGGCUGUACAAAUUGCACCAGUUGCAUUUCACGUACGAGUGUGAGAUUUGUGGUAACUACAAGUACAACGGUCCGAAGGCUUUCCAGAAUCACUUUUCCGAGUGGAGACACGCCCAUGGAAUGCGUUGCCUCGGUAUUCCGAAUACGGCUCACUUUGCUAACAUUACGAAAAUCGAGGACGCACUGGUCCUAUGGGAUAAGGUUAAGGAGCAAACAUUCUCCAAAAUGUGGGUUCCAGCAAACGAGGAAGAAUUCGAAGACUCCCGGGGAAAUAUUCUCAGCAAGAAGGUGUAUCUUGAUUUGCAGAAGCAGGGUUUACUGUAAAAUAUUUGACUAUACUAAACUGUAAUACUAAUCAGAGAGUGUGCAUCUGUACGAUGAUUGGCCGAGCAAAUAAACUGUUUAUUUAGGUAA